Molecule: messenger RNA, 10281 nt
Organism: Hyalella azteca
Lineage: Eukaryota; Metazoa; Arthropoda; Malacostraca; Amphipoda; Hyalellidae
Product: mucin-19
Exons: 14
Coding region: 160-5385 (1741 amino acids)
Source: RefSeq, a predicted model, not a curated record
ACUAUGUGUGAGCUGUCACGCGCAUCUUGCAAAAUUUGUGUUGUCACACCUCAAUUCUAAUGUUAACUUAGGUUAAUUAUAGUUUUUCGAAUAAAUAAUAACCCUAAUGCAAAAAUGAACAUGUAAACUUAUAUUUAAAAAGUAUGUUGUAUUGUCAUUAUGGCUGAAGAUGAGAAAUCGUGUCUCCUAAACGAACAUACUUUGAAAGACUGUGUUACAAAAACUUCAUCCAAAACCGAGAUAAACGAAGAAAAGGCAUAUGAUGUGGUUGCUAACUAUUCUGAGGAAGAUCUACGGGACUUCUUGGCAUGUGUCUCCACUGGCAACAAAGGCAACAAGGACACCACCAAGAAUGAAAAAAGCACCAUUGCUCAGAUUCUUUUAGAGAGAGAAACUGCUGUACUUCGAGAAGAGUCAGGAUCUGGAGAUGAUUCUCCAGACUCAAGCAAACAGAAUCAGUUCUCUCGCUCUAAACCUCGGCACUCUAGCACUCGUUUUCUGUAUAACCGCUAUGGAAGCCAAUCAUCUCAUCGCAUCCACAGCUCUUACUCCUUCGAUCUGAAUCACGGCAAAAGCUCCGCAGCUGCCCGCAACACUGCAGGGUCCCUGGGUUCUCUUCAUGAUCUCUCAAAUUGUGAUGCCCGUUCUUCUGCUCAGAGCAGCUCAGCCAAAAACACAUCAUCGCAUUGUAGUGCAGGGAGAGCUGGACAGGGUGCUGCUUCUAAGUGCUGUGUUGACCAGGGUGCAGGGCAGGAAGAGUGUGUUGGAGUGAACCGACCUCCACCUCUCAAAACCUACUCAAGAGUUCGAACAGGUGGGUCGUGUGGUAAUUUGUCACGCAGCUCAUUCGACACACAGCCUCCUGGCAGCAGGAAGAAGAACCGUCGCAGCAAGGGAAGUGAUCCCGCCAGCACCAGCACUAGGGAAGGGGGCUCACUACAGAACCUGAGCAAGGCUGAGUGCUCUAGAGAAGAUGUGCCGAAGGGUCUACAGAAGUCGGGCAGUUUAAGCCAAGUAUUCACUGAAGAAAACGAUCCUCCAAAACACAAGAGUCGGCGGCAAAAGGCCAGCAGUGAGACACAGCACCGCGCUUCAGAAGAACGCUCUUUGAGAGCUCAGGACUCCACCUCCUCAGAUGAUGAAGAUGAAGUGAGCUCGUAUCCACCAUACCAGCCCCUCUUGCCCCACCACUCGCCUCUACUCUCAAGACGAGAACUUGCUGCUUCUGGGGGAGUGGUCUCAUGUGAACACUCUGGCUGUCCUUCUCCUGCUUCUCCCAUCUCUUCUAAUGAUGAGCCAAUGAGUGUAGAGGUGGAAGAAAUGCGGCGGUGCGCAUACACCACGACGGCCGCUUCUGCUGCAGCUGACGCUGCUGCGGUCGAUGCAGCUGCAGCUGCUGCUUGUCUAGGCGCUGCGAUCUCAGCAGGAGCCCUGCAAGACCCUGGCGAGGAGCUAGUCGAGGUCAUCACACAUACGGCUCUCAGGGACACGACGCAUGCCUCGUGGCUAGAGAAGAGCGCCAGCCCCUCAGGUCGCCGUCGCAGCACCUCGCCCCACUCCACCGCUGUCGACAGCCAAGUUCCCUUCUUCAGCCGCACUACCAUCACGCCGUCGCGCAAUUCGGAUGGAAGGAGCAAGAACAGCUAUGGUCGUAGUCACUCCAUUGAGUCCAACGCUUAUUCCAAUAAAUCUGCAGAUGAAAGAGGAAGCGAGAGAGAGAAACUUCAAACACAACACAGCGAGCCAUCACAGUUGGGUCGACGCAAGGACAACUCCAUUGACUGUCCAUCGCCUUCAAGUCACAUCUACUCGACUAGCGGGUCCUCACACUGCACGUUCCCUGGUAGCAGCAGCGUCGGGGCAUCGCACAUAUCGCCUGUGGAACUCGGCAGAGAUCACAAUCAACGCUUUGCUAAUAGGCUUAAGCAGAGCCGAGUCAAGAAAAAGAGGCAGCAAGAAGUUCAGACAGUCGACACUUCGUCGCCCUCGUACAAGGGUGACCAAGACAUAGGAUCUAUCCUCGUAUACCUGGGAGAGGAAUGCUCUGACGUUACUUCAGGAGACCCAAAGAAGAAGAAAAGAAAACAGGACAAUUCAAUGAGUAAAAAAGAUGACAAGAAAGAUUCUACUAAAAGAGGAGUGGGAAGCGAGAGCCUUUCCAAGAAAAAUGAUGAUACUAAAGAUGACCACAAGAAAGAAGAUAGCGGAGGAGGAGGUACGAAUGACAAGAAAAAAAGGCAAAAAGAGGAGAAGAAGGUUAUUGCUUCAAAUAAUGAAGACAAUGAGGCAUCUUCGAAGAAAACAAAGAAGGAAUUGAUUGAAAAAGAACUGAAAAAGAAUGGAUUCAUUACUCCUUCCUCCAGCCUCGAUUGCAGCGUGGCAGCGAGUGAAAUAAGCAAUUAUGAACGCAAAAGCAGUUUAGAUGGGAGUUAUCUCGGCUGUGAUACUACUUCUAGCGUUAGGAGCAACUUAGAGUCCAGUAAAAACAUAAAUAGUAUAAGUGAUACCGAGUGCAAGACUAGUAUUAGGAAGCAUUCUGAGGAUAAAACAGUUAUUGAAUCUGUGCAUAAAAUAAAUAAUAAGAAAACUGAUGAACGUAAACAAAGCAAUAGCUCAUGCGUUAACCCCGAAGCCUCUAAUAGCAAGCGCUCAAAAAAGAAUAGCAAGAGCAACCAAGGGAUGCGAGAAUCCAGUAGUGUAGAGGAUUUGGUGUCCAAGUGUAGAAUGUCCGAGCAACUGAAUCAAGGCUCAAAGCAAACUACUGUUGAUGAUGGAGCAAUGACUAAGAAACGCCAGCAGAAGAACGCUAGAAGGCAGGCGACCGAAACCUCGCUUCCUUCUUCCAACUCUUCCACAGCUACCGCGACCUUCAAGGAAAACCAAAACACAAAAGAGAAGAAUCGGAGGACGGUUGAUGAUAUCAAAAUAAAGUCUUCGUCUGGUGCUAACAAGUCCGGAAGUGGUAGCUCAAGUUUAGCUAAUAGUAAGAAACUGUCCAAGCGUCUUUCUAGUAGCAAUUCGAAUCUGAAUUCAUCAACUAAGAGUAGUGAGUUCGGACGAGACUUCUAUGAAGCAGGUGACCCAUAUAUUGAAAGCUUGCCUCACAAUGAGGCUUCUGUGUAUGAUACCAAUAAUGAGUUUGAACUUGUGACAAGGCGCAAAAAUCGGAGUAAAAGACUAGCUUCAUCAAGUUACAACAACUCAAACAACUAUCCUGUUACUGUAAAGUUGCGUUACCCUGAUGAAAAUUUCGGGCGUGAUGGAUAUAGAGAAUUGGUUUAUCAGAAAAGCCAAUUGAGUCGUAAUCAAACGAAUACUCUCGCUCCAAAUAACCAGCAAAAAUUUUCUUCAAAUGCAUCUCACUCUUCAAACUAUUGUCAUGGCAACGACAGUCACGCAGCUGCUAAAGUAACUUCAAAUAUUGGGAAAAAACCUAUCAAUUUUGAUGAAGCUCCGCGGACACCUCACGAUGGUAGUUUCAUGGCGCGCCUGUCUGCUACAAACUCGGGCGACCGCAACACAGCUACUAGCGCUCCGAACAGUGACUGCUCUGACUCUGACGGCGACGAUUCUGUGCACUCAAUGCCAACUCCCUCCACCACGCCGCGUCCUGAGGUUUGCAAACCUCCAUCGUCUAGCAGUGCUGCGCCUCUUACUUCUUACGCCAACAUAGCAAGACUAGCAAGCGCUGCCAACAGGAACCAAGUAAAGAGACUGACCUCAGCUCCUCAAGUUGGAAAAACUCCUACCGUUAGUACUUCUACGCCUUGCUCUGUCGGCGCAAGUGGCGGUUACAGCGCUGCCGCUUGUGCGACCAGCGAUCAGUCUCUCCUCACUACGAACGCUUGGCCUUGUCUCAGUGCUACUACGGCAACUGUAGCGAACUCGGGAGCCGCUACCUCCGCCCCUGCAAUACCAUCUGUUGUGCGGUGGGCAUCUGGUCCUGCUGGCCGGCCCGGCGACUCACAACAUGUCACUCCAUCUUUUGGAUCGCCUCCUAAGCUCACUUCCGCUGCUGUUGCAGCUCACGAUGCAAAACCACAGAAUAAAAUUCGCGAUAACUUCCCUCCCUUGAAAAGCCCUUCGUAUCCCAGCUCGUUCAGCCAUCGCCAGACAUCAACAGACUCUGACCCUGGCUUGCCUUAUGCAAAUCCUGCUGAAAACUUGGGCAAGACGGAUGGGGGAAACGCAAAAAUAAUAUCUGCAUCUGAUGCACGUUUGACUGUUGCUCCUCGAACGUCUCUUACUCCCGAUACAGAGUCUAGUCUUUCAAUUUCUAAAAAUUUAAACCCCUCUCCAACUGAUCGUUCAAUUUCCAACAAGCCUCGUGCUGGGGCUCCUUCAUCGGUUGUAGAAAACACGACAGACAGGAAAGCAGUGACGAGCAAGGAAGUUCGUCCACACACUGGGCGGGUGAUGAAUGGCCAUGAAGAGACGGAUCAGGCUCAUGCUGAAAUCAUAAGUGUUGGUGAAAGAAAAGCGAGCCUUAUCACUUCUGAAAAACAAGCUGUCGCAAAACAAAAAUCUCUAAACCACGAUGCUGCCAAGUUAAUAACAUCUGUGAAUUCUACAAAAGCUUCUGCCGACUCGCUCGGUGUGGGUGACAAAAAUCAUAUUUUCAAAAUUGCAAACAAGGCAAAGGAUACAAAGAAAAGACAGAAUGACCCUGUUGUCUUUGCCGAUUCUUUGCACCUGGAUGAUGUACGUAACAGCAAUCUGACUUUCAUGUUUGCUUCCAAUGAAGAUUUGACUAACAUUGUUGUUUCAGGAACAAAUGUUUCCGCUAAGAAUCUUGUCAAUUCCACAGCAUCAUUAACAAGAACCAGUCCGAAAGUUAAGACUCAUAUUGAUAGUAAUGGCAACCCUGUUAGUGGAGCUGGAUCACCAAACUCUGGUGAUAUCAGUGAGAGCCAUGACAAUUCGGUGAGCUAUUCCGAAUCUCUAAGAUCCACCCUACGGAAGAACAGUCGCGAUAGCAGCUGUAGCAGCAAUUGCACCGUCAUCAACGCUGCAUCUGCCACGACCAAAACACGUGCUCAAUCAGCUGAGAUGAACAAUAGCUCAUCUAUUGCUGUAGUCUCUGCAGACGCGACUUUAGCUCCAGCUGCAUCUGCGGAUGUAAAUUCAGCCGGCUUAGAAGUAACUAAUGUGAAUGAAACGAAGGAAGAACGUGUAAUUUGUGACAACCCCUCCUCAUAUUCUGACCUCUCACGCUGGGGUGUUACUUUUCAUCCUCCUGAUGCCGACGAUCCUGCAUGGAACUUCAAGGAGGCUGUCAAAUUCAUCAGAGAUAAUUGGAAGAUAAUUGAAAAGGCUCUCCAGGAAGGUGACGACAGCAUCGUGACUUUGAAUCAUAACUCAAACAUUCCCAGUGGAGAAAUGUAAUCGGUGCGUGGCACGGAUGACUAUGUUUAGCUAUGAAUUGCUGUAGACGUUUACGGUGCAGUUGAUGAAUACGCAGUUCCCUUACUGACAACUGCUGGAGUCGUGUUGAGUGCACAACUCUUCUAAUGCUGACUCUUGAAGUAGCCGAGUCUACGUGAUAGCGAACUAAUUCAUGAAACUUGUUCAGUUUUAUUUCAUCUGUCGAUUGUUAAAGUCUCUUUGCAUGAUCAGCAUGAAAGUGAACAAUUUCUCACUUAACGGUGAAGGACGAUAAAUCUACAAGCACUUUAUUUCAAUGUGUGUAGGGUAACUUGAAUGCCCACAUACGGACUAUUUUCUGUAAUAUUAAGUCGUGGAUAAAUUUGUGUCAGAACUACGGAAACAAAAAGCGAGUGAACGCCUACUCACGGUGAAGCAGAAGACUCGAGUGCUUCUUCCUCGUAUGUGUUAAUGUACUCGUAACUUUAGUAGCCAAGCCGGCCAGGCUACUCGAGCUGAGCACAGUGGAGAGUUUAGAGACUUGCAAACACAUGCUGGUUAUGGUGCUUGGUUCAAUGUUUAUUCGUGAAGUCGAAAUUUCACCUGCGAUAUCAGCAUUGCCACUAACUUUGAAUUUCUAUGUGUAUGUUUGAAGUGGAGUUGACUGUUUAGUUAAUUCUACAACUGCUCAUUACAUUGUUUGAAAUGUAAUGCAAGAAUUGUCUCUCACGAUGUGUAUUUUUCCAUCAGGUUUGAGUCUGGUGUUAGAAAAUUUUGUAUUUGUAACGAACUUUAGUGACGAUCGUUACGCAUUGUUUUCAUUUGGAUGUAAAUCUUCUUAUAAGUAAGUAAUAGCAACAGGAGCCUACUGUAGUUCAAUCCAUUGCAGCGCAUGACGUGCCAUAUAUACCACACGCAACGUGAUGCAUCCUAGUGAAUCCGUUCAAUUGUGCUGUCUGUGCCGAAAUGAUUUUUCCUCUUAUUUAUGAUAGCAAAUUUACAUAAGAAACGGUAUUGCCAGUCAGAGACAUGGUCAGGAUCUUUAUUGCUUCAUAGUGAAACUUGUGGCGCUGCAAGUGGUUUUUACUUGCCGUACAUAGACUGAUCGUUUAGUUGACAUUGUUUGCCUUAUGUAUGAUUUGCUUGUUUGACCGGUAAAAUCUCUGAGGAAGUUCGAUAUGCGAUACAGCUUACAAGAUCUCACAAAGUUGACAGUAUCAUCUUGGACUCUUGGGCUCCUGCUCUUUCUUUCUUCUAUAUCAAAAUGUCAAGCAACAUGGACCUCGAUUCCUGCGGGUCUUAUGCAUUUGUCAUAUGCACUGAAUAUUGCAAGUUAUAUUUUGGUGUUACACUUUCUGUUGACAAAAAUUGUUGCUCGCUGUUCUCUUUAAGAAAAUAUUGGCAUCAUGAGAAAUAUGCCAUCCCGUUUAUAUAGUUUUUUUAAUCUUGUCAUGUCAAGUAAUUCUAGGGCUAAAAUAUCAAUUUUUUAAAUUUUCAAUUAUAAAAUGCAAAUAACAUCCUCGAGUUGCUAGAAAUCCAGCUAGUGAGAAAGAAAAGAUUUCUAUACGUGUUGAAAUAAGAGUUGAGACGAUCGUCACACUCGAAAAAUGUGAAGUCAUCUCGCAAGUAGUGUUUAAACAUCGUUUAGUGAUGGUUCGAGACCCGCUUGUUAAAGAAAUCUGAAGCUAUUUCCAAGUUAAUUCAUGUUGUAGUCAGAGCACUGAUGUAUUUUCAAUAUUUUUUUUGACUUUGCAAUUAAAUAAUGGUUUUGUUGGCGCUUCUUGCUAAGUACACAUUUAAAUUUGUACCGAAGAUAUUUUCUUGUGUUAGAUUUAAGAUAUAAAUUUUUUUAAUAGUUUAAUGUCACUUGAUAAACUUCCGACUUUAAUUAAUCUGAUUGAGAAGAAUAUAUUCAAUGGAUAUCUAAUGACUGAGAAAGUUUAUCCAAUCUGUAGUUGUGGCUUAUUUCAACUAUAACGAGAGUUGGACCUUCAUCAUAUUGUUGUAUAAUAUUCUAUUGAAAAUAAUUGUCUACUCGAAAUAUCCUAUUUUUUCACAUAUGUGACAACUCGGUGCACUAAGCCUAUCGGUGUGGGAUGUGAUAUAUUCAGAAUUAAUUUUCCUCAUGAUAUCAAAAGUCAUACAUUGCAAUGAUCAUAGUCCAUUCUCGUUUCAACUUUUUCAGUUUAUAAAUACCCGUUUCCUGAAUAUAUUUCAAUUAGUUUAUGUUUACCCUCUUCAACAUGAGUCUAUGACACCUACGCAAAUUCUUCGUUGUUAAUUUUUUAUAAGUAUUAUGAUCCUGUUAUUUUUUUGUAAAGUAUGUAAGAUUGUAUAUAUCCAUGCAAUGGUUAUUGAUUUCGAUCGUUAUUAGGGCCAGAUGCAUCGCAUAUUCAUGGGUGUGGAAACUUCUCUUUGUAUUAUAUGAUUGUUGUAAUCGAAUAUUGUAACGCUAUUUAUCCUUGAAACGAUUUUUGUGCCACGCUAGUGAGUUCUUCGUCAGAAGGGGUCAUGCGCCUGAGAAGCGUUCUUUUGCUGGCACGGAACAUCUGCUAUUGAACAUUAAGUGAGACGCGCGUGCUAUUGAACAUUAAGUGAGACGCGUGUGUCCAUCUCCUGCCACGGAAUGUAAUGUAACUGUUUGUGAAUACUGUCGUGAGCGAAACUUUUUGUCUGUAGAUUAGCCCCCGUGUUUAAACGUGGUAUUAACUUAGGGGAAAUCGUAAUGCACGAUGCCUUGCUACUCGAAAAAUCUCGAUACAUCUCAGAAUUUUGUUAAAAUACACUCGUUACAUUCAGUUAGAAUUCUAGUUGUUUUAGUAGAUACUUUUUGUAUGGUUCCUUCUGUUCAAUUUUUAUAGUAGGGAGACGAUGGGCGUGAAUUGCCUAUAUGAAUAUAUUGAAUUACUCUUGAUCUUUUGUUCUGUCAGUAAAGUCAUUGCUUCAACUUGGCAAGUCAAUCAACUAAUUCCUGUAUUUUGCUGGUUUUUCUUGUACCCUAAACCUUGAAACCUAAACCCUAUCACAAGUUUUAGCUCAUAAAUGCUUCUAGAGGUGGUUAUUAAUUUGAUCGAGACAUCUCCUGAAUGGUUCAAAAUCUGCAGUUUCAGCGAAAUUGGAUUUUUCUCUGAAAACCAAUUACUGUUGAAGAAAUAGAUGGUUGUCAGCCUUUGCUCGAAUAUUACAACUUAGUCGUGUCUGCUGAAUUUACAUUGCUGUGCUAAAAGUCACAACACAACCACUUGAUUCAAUUCAUGUGUAAUCAAAUGAGGAAAAAACUACUCAGAAUUCACAGAAUUACUUUAGUUUUAGGAAUGCACUUUUGACAGUUGCUGAAAUCCGUUUGCUCUUGUUUCUGCACUUUUACAGUUGUUGGAAUCUCUCUUGUGUCUUUGUAGUCAAAAUAGUCCGUCAUCAAACCUCGUGAUCUACUUAGGUAUCUGCUGACUGGAAAUAACUUCUGGUCCAAAGAAUGUUUCAUUUUUCUCCACAAAACAUUAGCUGCCGCUCGAUUCCAGAGAAACCCCAACGAAUGGCCUUAACCCAUUACAACUCUUGUGUACAAAUUCGUUUUUUUAGCGUUAUAUUGAACCUUCCGAAAUUGUUAAAUUAUUUGCGUAGUAUAGGGUUAAAACAAGCAGUAUAUAAAGUUUGCGUUUGUUUCUUAUUGUUGAUUGCUUGCAUUGCACAUUUAUUCCGCUUUGACCAGGUUAACUACUUGUACAUUAGUUGCGUUGAUUUUCUUCUCGCUGAUUUUAUUCUUGCCGCUGGCAACUUGCAAGAUAUGGUGCAUAGAAACGAGCUGAAGACAUUUACGGUGUUAAUGUGAAUUAUAUUGUUAUAUAAUGGGAAUGUGCACAGUAACUCGCGAGCUCCGAACAAACGCUGAAAUGUGGCGUGCAUUUUUGAAUGAUGUGUAAGGAGCCCAACGCCUGUUGUAUAGUUUAAAUGUCCUCGUAUUAAGUUGCUAGCUAACGUGUGAUGUUUGUAGUCGUAACCCAAGAAUGUUAUUGUUCUGAUGAUGGUGUAAAUUAUUGAGGUAUGUGUUUGCUGUGACCUUAACAGCGUUUAGUCAAAGAUGUGAAUCAUUCAUAGUGAAUUUAUCCAUGCUCAGUCAAAGGUUUAUUAUGAAGAUAACAAUCCUUGAUCUCUGGCCAUGAGUCAGUGGCUGCUGAGGCCGAAAGCCUCUCGUCAGGCUAUUCAUACGAAAGUGUUCUUGAUCAAUUUGGUACAUCUCUCCAAUGGUGUUUUUUGGCAUCAUUUUGGUGAAUGUUUUUUGGAUACAUCAAAGUAUGAAUGGCUGUGUAUAUUUCAGGCAUAGAAUUUUGGUUGUAAUUUUGUGCGAGUGGAGAAUCAUAUCUUUUGAACAUUAGUAGUUCUUCUUAGAGUAACUUGAGAGCAAGUAUCUAACCUAGCGGUUGAAUAUUGUAAAUUAUUCAAGUUUACUCUUGAGAUGAUAUGAAGUGAGUAAACUCGAGAAGUCGCAUUUUUCACAGGCUUAGCUGUGUUGUAACUAGUUUGCAUCUGCUGCUGUCUCUCUUGAACUUGCCUUAAAGUUUGGGGCGGUCGUAUCCCACGUAGUGUAGGCAGAACACCACUAUUAGCCUGAACUCUAUCAGAUGCGCUCCAAGUUAGACUUUAUUAGAUUAAGAUUCCUACACUGGAGCUAUUGUUGUUAGUUGUACAUCUUGUGCGUUUACGGAAGUCAAAUGACGCUGUUGUGGUUGUGAAGGAUUUUCUAUUCUUGGUCAUCAAUGCUAGAAAUGGUUGAACCGAUAUCAAAAUUUCAGAAUUUCUCGGACGGAUAUCAUGCUUUUAUUAAUAUAAAUGCGGUUUCUAUCCAUGAAUCAAGUUGAACGUAUUAUUUCAUCACGUUGGGAUGAUAAUCCAUUAUUAGUAAACUCAAAUUCUACUGAA